AUGUUUUGUGAUAUCAGAACAUUUGAGAGAAAGCUGCAAGUUUUUGAAAGAGACAUUGAAAGUGGGCAGCUGAAAUACUUUCGAAAUCUAAAAAUACAUUUGGAAAAUUCUACAAUAUUUACGGACAAUCCUCCAAGCCAUCAGGAAAUCCACAAGGAACUUUCUAGCAUUGUAGCAGCUGCUAAGAAUUUUAGUAACAGAUUCUUGCAAUUCCAGAAAAUGGAGAAAACCCUGUAUUUUCUCACUUCUCCAGAUAAAGCCAAAUAUGAAGAGCUUGAUAUUUCCUGCUUACACUGGUUAGAUUUAGAAAAUCUGGAAAUGGAGCUAUUAGAUUUUCAAGAAAGCUCUAUCUGGAAAAAUAAAUUCUAUGCCCUGCGUGCCACACUUGAGAAGAUAGAAUGUGAAGGGAUGACAACAGACAGCACAGUUGGUAGUUCUGAAAAUGAAAUCCUGAAAGUGUGGAAUUCUCUGCCGAAUAAUUUUAAGUCAAUGAAAGCACUUGGGAUUGCUCUUCUUUCGUUGUUUGGGUCGUCUUAUGCUUGUGAGCAGCUGUUUUCAGCAUUGAAUUAUAUCAAAUCUGAUACCAGAAACAGACUAACAGAUGAAUUGAGUGCUGCAUGUGUUGCUCUCAAAUUAACGGAGUAUGAGCCAAGAUUUGGCAAAUGUGCAGCAUGUAUACAGCAGCAAAAAUCACAUUAAUUGUGCAAAAGAAUGCUAACUGCAAACUUUUACUAAUGCAGUGUUUGUGUCCAAGACACUAAUUUAGGAGUUGUUUAAAGUGUGUUAAGCAAGUUCAGUUUCCUUGUUUAUCUUGCUCACCCUCAUUCAGGUUGACAUUUACUGUAACUGUAGAAGCAGAGAAAAGACCCAGAGUAAGGCGUUCGUCAUACAAUGUCAGUCUGGCAUGUAAUCAGAUUACAAGUUGAGUAUCCCCUUGUACACAUCUUUGGCACAGUUUACAUGCAGUUUUGCUGCAGCUGGAUGGAC
Messenger RNA from Pelobates cultripes (western spadefoot toad), 987 nucleotides. The record is from the annotation of a GenBank genome assembly. NCBI's taxonomy places the organism in Eukaryota, Metazoa, Chordata, Amphibia, Anura, Pelobatidae.